GAACAUGUGUGUAUAACCUGUCAGCACGUGUAAGGACCACGUAGUGGAGUACAUACAAUAGAUUUGUGAUGGAAGAACACGAAAGGGCUUAAAAAAUAUAUAUAUUUUAAGUAUAUCGAAGAUUAAAGAAAAUACGGUAGAUUUUAUUAUAUCACAAUGAGCACAAUAUUGGAAAAGAUUGCUUCGAUCGAAGCCGAGAUGGCUCGUACUCAAAAAAAUAAAGCCACCUCAGGUCAUUUAGGUUUACUAAAAGCUAAAUUGGCCAAAUUGAGACGAGAACUUAUUACACCUAAAGGUGGUGGAGGUGGUGGUGAACAGGGUUUCGAAGUAGCCAAAACUGGUGAUGCCAGAAUAGGUUUUGUCGGUUUUCCUUCUGUGGGUAAAUCUACAUUGUUGAGUACGCUUGCUGGUGUAUAUUCUGAAGUGGCUGCUUACGAAUUCACAACUCUUACAACUGUACCAGGUUGUAUAAAAUACAAAGGGGCAAAGAUACAGUUACUUGACCUUCCUGGUAUUAUCGAAGGUGCAAAAGAUGGUAAAGGUCGCGGAAGACAAGUUAUUGCAGUUGCUAGAACUUGUAGCUUAAUUUUCAUUGUUUUGGAUGUACUGAAACCACUUGGACACAAGAGAUUAAUUGAACACGAAUUGGAAGGUUUCGGAUUGCGAUUAAAUAAACAGCCGCCGAAUAUUACUUUCCGUAAAAAAGAUAAAGGAGGCAUAAAUUUCCAGACUACGUGCGCACAAUCGGAGCUUGACUUAGAAACAGUGAAGAGCAUUUUGUCAGAGUACAGAAUUCAUAAUGCCGACAUCACUUUGCGAUACGACGCUACUUCCGACGAUUUAAUCGAUGUCAUUGAAGGCAAUCGCGUCUACGUACCGUGUAUUUAUUUACUCAACAAAAUAGAUCAAAUCAGUAUCGAGGAGCUCGAUAUUAUUUAUAAAAUACCGCACUGUGUACCUAUUUCUGCUCAUCAUAAAUGGAACUUUGACGAUUUGCUUGAAAAAAUGUGGGAAUACUUGCAGUUGGUUAGAAUUUACACCAAACCUAAAGGCCAACUUCCGGAUUAUAAUUCUCCGGUGGUGCUAAAUCGCGAAAGGAGAACCGUGGAAGAUUUUUGUAACAAACUUCAUCGAUCUAUCGCGAAGGAAUUCAAAUAUGCUCUUGUGUGGGGAUCGUCGGUGAAACACCAGCCUCAGAAGGUAGGAAAAGAUCACGUAUUGUGCGACGAGGAUGUUGUACAGAUCGUGAAGAAGGUUUAAUUUCAUUAAAAUUGCGGUACAUAAUCGUAUUUUUAAAUAGAUGUAUUUUCGCUUCUUACAAGAUCAUGUAAUACUUUUAUUUCGAUGUAAUAUAAGGUAUGGUGAAAUUUAGAAAAUGGACGUGUAAAAAGAAAGAAAAGUAAUCACUUUGCCGUGUAUUCGAGAAAUAUAUGUUAGAAAUCGUUGGAGAUUAGUUUUUUUACCGAAUAAAUGUGCACAAUACUAUUA
Megachile rotundata (alfalfa leafcutting bee) is the source of this 1488-nucleotide messenger RNA. It is a transcript of the gene 128up, whose product is annotated as GTP-binding protein 128up. Lineage: Eukaryota; Metazoa; Arthropoda; Insecta; Hymenoptera; Megachilidae. Gene Ontology annotation, molecular function: GTP binding; GTPase activity. The record is from RefSeq and is a predicted model, not a curated record.